Telopea speciosissima is the source of this 5304-nucleotide messenger RNA. RefSeq lists its product as uncharacterized. NCBI's taxonomy places the organism in Eukaryota, Viridiplantae, Streptophyta, Magnoliopsida, Proteales, Proteaceae. Bases 79 to 5187 code for a protein of 1702 amino acids. The transcript is spliced from 4 exons. The record is from RefSeq and is a predicted model, not a curated record.
CACUCGCUCUUCCUUCACACUCCUCUUCCUUUGUGUGUAGUAAGAUCAGUGAGUUUUGAGAACUUGAAAGGUUUAGCAAUGGCGAUGACGCCAAAAGAACACAUAGGAGAGUUAAGGAAAACGAAGUUCUCCAUCGGAGGGGAAUUGAAUCCUCUAACAGAGGAUCUCCAUCAAGCCGUCAAGAAUCUCUCUGCUGAGCUCUACGCCAAAGAUGUCCAUUUCCUCAUGGAGCUCAUCCAGAACGCAGAAGAUAAUGAGUACCGGGAAGGGGUGAAGGCAUCACUGGAGUUUAUAAUAACAUCUCGGGACAUCACAGCUACUGGAGCUACUGCUACGUUGCUGGUUUUCAACAAUGAGAGGGGUUUCUCUCCAAAGAAUAUUGACUCCCUUUGCGGUGUAGGGAGGUCCACAAAGAAAGGGAACCGGCAACGAGGUUACAUCGGCGAGAAAGGAAUUGGCUUCAAAAGUGUAUUUCUGAUAACAGCUCAGCCUUACGUUUUCAGUAAUGGGUAUCAGAUAAGGUUCAGCGAAGAUCCAUGUCCAGAUUGCAAUGUUGGAUACAUUGUACCAGAAUGGGUUGAGGAGAAUCCUACUGUUGCAGACAUAAAACAGAUAUAUGGUUCUGCUAGUACUUUUCCAGCCACAACAAUAGUCUUACCUUUGAAAUCUGAUAAGGUGGGACCUGUUAAGCAACAGCUUUCCUCCAUGCAUCCCGAAGUUCUGUUAUUUCUUUCCAAGAUCAAGCAGCUUUCUAUUAGGGAAGAUAAUGAGGAUCGUAGACUCAAUACAGUUAGUGCAAUCUCUAUUUCAAGUGAGACUGAUUUUGUUAUGAGGAAGAACAUCGAUGCAGAGUCUUACACCCUUCAUCUCUCAACUGAGGAAAAUGAUAAGGAAAGCGAAAGAGAAUGCAGCUACCAUAUGUGGAGGCAGAAAUUUCCUGUUAUGCUGGAAAACAGAGUAGAACGAAAGGAGGUUGAGGAAUGGAUGAUCACUCUAGCAUUUCCAAAUGGACAGCGUCUUAAUAGAGGGAUGAACUCACCUGGGGUCUACGCAUUUCUGCCAACAGAAAUGGUCACAAAUUUUCCCUUCAUAAUCCAAGCUGAUUUUAUUCUAGCAUCAUCCAGGGAAACUGUUCGCUUGGACAACCAAUGGAAUCAGGGGAUUCUUGACUGUGUGCCCUGUGCAUUUGUUAAUGCUUUCAUCUCACUUGUGAAGAAUACUGAAGCUGCUCCAGUAUCUGCAUUGGCCCGUAUGUUUGAUUUCAUACCUGUUAGAAGCUCUUCAUAUUCAAAGCUGAAUUCCGUGAGGGAGAAGAUCAAAGAGAAACUGAUUGAUGAAGCCAUAAUUCCAUGUGAGUCCUACACUGACCAGAAGUUCUUUUGUAAGCCCAGUGAAGUAGGUAGGAUAAUGCCUUCUUUCUGGAAUAUCUUGAUCAAAGCAAGGAAGCAGGGUGUCAGCUUGCAUAAUUUGUCAUCCCAUGGAUUGUAUGUUCUAAAUUCAGCAUUUGAUAGAAAGGAGUACGAUGAAGUUCUGAAUUUCUUGGGAGUGAAACCAAUGGAUAAUGAUUGGUACGUGAAGUGCAUCCUGAGUUCUAAUCUAGUAAUGGGAGUUUCAGAGGUUGUUUAUAUGGAGCUUCUAUUUUUUCUUGCCAGUAAUUGGGGUUCCUGCUUCAAAAACACAAAUGUCAAGAACCUUCCCCUUCUAAAAUAUGUGACCCAAGAUGGGAAGAUAUCUUUAUUGAGUAUCAAUGCAGUGACACAGGGAAAUGGUUGUAGAGUAUGUCUAUCAAGUGAUGCUUGUCAAAUUUCAUGGUUGAUCGAUUGGAACCGAGAAUUCAGAUGUCCUGGAAAUCAGUUCUUUAUGCCAAAAAGCACACAGGAGGCUCUGCGAAUAUAUCCCAAGAGGGAAUCGAUAUUAGAAUGGCUUGAAUAUCAUGUGGAAAUUCGUUCUAUGAGCACUUCUAUUUAUGCCUCUCUUCUCGUUGACUCUCUGAACAGUGACAGGAAGCUUGUUAUUGCCUUAGCUCACUUUUUGCAUCACUCACUCUCUUACAACUAUCUGUCUGAACGGGAAGUUGUUCAGUUAUGUGGUUAUAAAAUGCCCAUAGUUGAUAACUAUGGAUCUGUAUCUAGACGAAGAAGUGGUGUUCUUGUCCCUGCAAAUGGAAGCAAGUGGGUGAGAUUGAUUGGUACAAAUCCAUGGAGGGGAGAAAACUAUGUUGAAUUAGGGGAAGACUACUUGCAAGCUGGCCAUUUUGCGGGUAUUUAUACAUCAGAGCAACAGCUCAUGACAUUCAUGAAAACUUAUGUCGGAGCUUCUGAUAUCCCGGAUCUCUGUCCUCCCAAUGCUGUAUUUCCCACAGUAUCUUCUCCCUUGACCAAGGAGAACACAUUUUUGUUGUUAGACUGGAUUAGAACCAUGAAACGUAAUGGAAUACAAAUGGAGGGAAAGUUCUUGAGAUGUGUAAGGGAAGGAAGUUGGCUGAGAAUUUCUUUGGGCAGCAGUUCAGGUUACAGGCCUCCUUCGCAAUCAUUCCUAUUGACCCCAGAAUGGGGUAUUCUCUUGCAGAAUGGGUCUGUGCUAGUUGAUAUUCCUUUGAUAGAUCAAGGAUUCUAUGGUUAUAGAAUCAGUGAAUAUGUGGAGGAAUUGAAGACACUGGGAGUGAUGUCUGAAUUUAGAGAAGCGUGCCAAUUCAUUGGGAAGCAUCUCAUGUCUCUGGCAGCAGCAUCAAAUUUAACCCGAAGCAAUGUGCUUUCAAUGCUUUAUUUCAUUAAAUUCUUAAGGGGGAAGUUUUUGCCUGUUGAAGAUCUUGUCAUGAAUAUAAAAGAAGGAAGAUGGCUUAACACUUCCCACGGGUACAGGUCUCCUGUUGGAUCCAUUUUGUUUGAUUCAGAAUGGAAAGGUGCCUCACAAAUUAGUAACCUCCCCUUCAUUGAUCAAGACUACUAUGGUGAGGAAAUUCUCAAAUUCAGAGAGGAGCUUACGUUGCUAGGUGUUAUUGUUGGCUUCAACCAAAAUUACAAGCUCGUGGCUGACUACUUCAGAUUGCCAACUUCAUUAACUUCUAUUUCACCUGAUACUGUUCUUUUCAUUUUGGAAUGUAUUCGGUGUUCAAGGUCAACGGGGAAACUUGUUCCAGUGUUAAAAGAUAAAAAAUGGUUGAGGACCAGUCUUGGCUACAAGUCUCCUGGUGAAUGUUUCCUGUACAGUCCUGAAUGGGGUUGCCUUCUGCAGGUGUUCAGUGGUUUCCCAGUGAUUAGUGAAAAACUCUAUGGAAGUACGAUUUUCUCUUACAAAAAUGAGUUGAAGGAAGCAGGAGUAGUGGUGGACUUUGAGGAAGCAGCAGCCAAAUUUGCUUGCUAUUUUAAGCAGCAUGCAUCCUCUGCUACAAAGGAGAAUGUACUCUCAUUUCUCUCAUGUUACAGACAAUUAAAUGAUGCACGCCUUAAAUUUCCAACAGAUUUCAGCAAGUGCAUCCGUGAAGAAAAAUGGUUAAGGACUCGUCUUGGCAACAGGUCUCCUAAGGACUCUAUAUUGUUUAGCCCAGAUUGGCUUUCUAUCUCUCCAAUUGCAAGACUUCCAUUCCUCAAUGAUGAUGGCAAUAACUAUGAAAAUUACAAAGCUGAGCUGAAGGCAUUGGGAGUUGUCAUUGAAUUCAAGGAGGGAGCAAAGUUUGUGGCAGCUGGCAUUCGUAUCCCUGCAAAUCCAAUGGAUUUAACCCCUAAGAAUGUGACUUCAUUGCUGGAUUGCAUCCGAAAUUUAAAGCAUGAAAAGAGUGAUACCUUACUUGCAGAGUUUUUGAAGAGAAUUAAUACAAGAUGGAUGAAGACUCAUAUGGGUUACCAAACUCCAGAGAAAUGUUUGUUGUUUGAUACAGAGUGGGCUUCAUUCUUACAGCCAGAAGAUGGGCCAUUCAUUGAUGAAGAAUUUUAUGGCUCCAGCAUGAUGUCCUACAAAGAAGAGCUCAGUGCAAUAGGUGUCACGUUAGAUAUUAAAAAUGGGUGCACCUUGCUUGCUAGUCACCUGGAAUCGCAUUCUCAAGUUACUGUGAUAGCUCGAAUUUACAAGUACUUGAUGAAAUGCAACUGGGAGCCUGACAAAAAAGAAGCUAGGUGGAUUUGGAUUCCAAAUAGAUGCAACAAGGGAGAGUGGGUCAGCCGUGAAGAAUGUAUCCUUAUUGACAGGGAUAAUCUCUUUGGGGCACAGUUGAAUGUUUUAAGCGAGUAUUAUGAGAAGGAACUACUAGGAUUCUUUUCCAUGGCUUUGGGAGUGAGACGUACUCCUUCAAUUGAUGACUACUAUAAGCUCUGGAAGGAAUGGGAAAAUUCAGGACACCAAUUAACAGAGUCUGAUUGUUGUGCCUUCUGGGUUAAUGUUGCAAAGCUUUGGACCGAAAAGGCAAAGAAACAUUUUGCGGAAAACUUACUGAAAGUUCCUGUGGAGACAGGCACAGGUGGAAUUCUGUUGUCCAACAAACAAGACGUCUUCAUCCCAGAUGAUCUGCAAUUGAAGGAUAUGCUUCAGAAGGCUUCCAUUCAUCCAUUAUUUGUCUGGUGUCCGCAGCGAAGUAUGGAAACUCUUCCUCGUAGUAAGCUUCUUGAAAUGUACAGCAAUGUUGGAGUCCAGACCAUAUCUGAAUCCAUACAGAAGGAUGAAUCCUCCAUACCAGACGGUACUGAAUUCAAGAAGGUCGAACCAAAAGACAUACUCAUCAGAGAAGGGCUGCUCAGACUCAUACUUGGGUUCCUAGCCGACCCGGCACUCAAAAUGGAUGUGGAAACAAGGCAUCAGACAAUCGAGUAUCUUCUUGAUCUUGCUGUGUUUGAGACGGGAAAAUCCCUUACUGUGAGUUAUAUCUUACCACUCUCUUCAGGAAAGAAUGUGAAUGCAGAGGUAAACCAAAUGAUUCGUUGGGAGAGAGAAAAUUCAAGGCUCUUUAUACAGAAGGCUUAUACACCAUCUGGGCAUAAAGCCAACAUUGAAUUUGCUACACAUUUUUCCAAAGUGAUAUCUGAGCAACUGUUAUGGGAGAAGGAAGAUCAGAUUUCUGGACUAUCUGAGCUGAUCAAGUUGGGUGUUCUGCUGGAAUUUGAAGAAGAAGCAAUCAAGUUCUUGAUGAAGACCAAAAAUCUGCAACUUCUCAUGGAGGAUGAGGAGUUCUUGGCAUCAGUAUUGACAUCUAACUAGCCAGCCAGCACAAAUUUAUGUUUGUUCUGUUCGUCUAUCUAUCCUAUACCUCAUAUUUCUGGUUCUUUAAUGUUUUAAAGUGUGUUUUGUUACUCUAUAAACUCUUUGUGAUGUCAA